AUGGAGCUCCCAGCGUUCCUCCUUCUGCUAGGCCUCUGCUCCGCUGGCCUGGUUCUGGGCUCCGAGCAUGAGACGCGUCUGGUGGCAAAGCUAUUUAAAGACUACAGCAGUGUGGUUCGGCCAGUGGAGGAUCACCGGGAGAUUGUCCAGGUCACCGUGGGCCUACAGCUGAUCCAGCUCAUCAAUGUGGUAAGAUGGGUGCUGGGGGUUCCCUGUGGCACCCACUGUGUGGCACCCACCCUCAGCUUCCCUGUACAUUCCCUAAAGAGGGGGCUUCUUUGCUUACAGGAUGAAGUCAAUCAGAUUGUGACCACCAACAUCCGUCUGAAACAGCAAUGGGUAGAUUGCAACUUGAAAUGGAAUCCAGACGACUACGGUGGGGUGAAAAAAAUCCACAUCCCCUCGGAAAAGAUCUGGCGGCCGGACGUCGUUCUCUAUAACAAUGCAGAUGGCGACUUUGCCAUUGUCAAAUUCACCAAGGUGCUCCUGGACUACACCGGCCACAUCACCUGGACGCCUCCAGCCAUCUACAAAAGCUACUGUGAGAUCAUUGUCACCCAUUUCCCCUUCGAUGAGCAGAACUGCAGCAUGAAGCUGGGCACCUGGACCUAUGAUGGCUCUGUGGUGGCCAUCAACCCGGAAAGUGACCAGCCGGACCUGAGUAACUUCAUGGAGAGCGGGGAGUGGGUGAUCAAGGAAGCCAGGGGCUGGAAGCACUGGGUGUUUUACUCCUGCUGCCCCAACACCCCGUACCUGGACAUCACCUACCACUUCGUCAUGCAGCGCCUGCCCCUCUACUUCAUCGUCAACGUCAUCAUCCCCUGCCUGCUCUUCUCUUUCCUAACCAGCCUGGUGUUCUACCUGCCCACAGACUCAGGGGAGAAGAUGACGCUGAGUAUCUCUGUCUUGCUGUCCCUCACUGUGUUCCUUCUGGUCAUUGUGGAGCUGAUCCCGUCCACCUCCAGUGCCGUGCCUUUGAUCGGGAAGUACAUGCUGUUCACCAUGGUGUUCGUCAUCGCGUCCAUCAUCAUCACCGUCAUUGUCAUCAACACGCACCACCGCUCGCCCAGCACCCACAUCAUGCCUGAGUGGGUGCGGAAGGUUUUUAUCGACACUAUCCCAAACGUUAUGUUUUUCUCCACAAUGAAAAGACCAUCCAGAGAUAAGCAAGAGAAAAAGAUUUUUACAGAAGACAUAGACAUCUCUGACAUUUCUGGGAAGCCGGGGCCUCCACCUGUGGGCUUCCACUCUCCCCUGAUCAGGCACCCAGAGGUGAAAAGUGCCAUCGAGGGUGUUAAGUACAUCGCGGAGACCAUGAAGUCAGACCAGGAGUCCAAUAAUGCAUCAGAGGAAUGGAAGUAUGUUGCCAUGGUGAUGGACCACAUUCUCCUUGGAGUCUUUAUGCUGGUAUGUCUCAUCGGGACACUGGCUGUGUUUGCAGGUCGGCUCAUUGAGUUACAUCAGCAAGGAUGAGCAGAAGGUUGAACCUACCUCUGCCCCAGCCCCAACCAGCACUGGGAAAGAGGAAGUUCUUUAAUACGUUCACAUUUACCAAACAUGCAGUGUUCUACAUGUCCCAUUAAUAGUAGUGGUCUCUGUUUACAGGCUAUGGUCUUGAAGUAU
Molecule: messenger RNA, 1623 nt
Organism: Alexandromys fortis (reed vole)
Lineage: Eukaryota; Metazoa; Chordata; Mammalia; Rodentia; Cricetidae
Gene: Chrna1
Product: cholinergic receptor nicotinic alpha 1 subunit
Exons: 8
Coding region: 1-1473 (490 amino acids)
Biological process (GO): regulation of membrane potential; signal transduction; monoatomic ion transmembrane transport
Cellular component (GO): synapse; postsynaptic membrane; neuron projection
Molecular function (GO): acetylcholine-gated monoatomic cation-selective channel activity; transmembrane signaling receptor activity
Source: RefSeq, a predicted model, not a curated record